Molecule: messenger RNA, 1593 nt
Organism: Knipowitschia caucasica
Lineage: Eukaryota; Metazoa; Chordata; Actinopteri; Gobiiformes; Gobiidae
Source: the annotation of a GenBank genome assembly
AUGACCACACGCCUCACUAUGACCACACGCCUCACCACACGCCUCAAUCACACGCCUCACUAUGACCACAUGCCUCACUAUGACCACACGCCUCACUAUGACCACACGCCUCACCACACGCCUCACUAUGACCACGCGCCUCACUAUGACCACACGCCUCACCACACGCCUCACUAUGACCACAUGCCUCACUAUGACCACACGCCUCACCACACGCCUCACUAUGACCACACGCCUGACUAUGGCCACACGCCUCACUAUGGCCACACGCCUCACUAUGACCACACGCCUCACUAUGACCACACGCCUGACUAUGGCCACACGCCCCACUAUGGCCACACGCCUCACUAUGACCACACGCCUCAACAUGACCGCACGCCUCACUAUGACCGCACGCCUUACUAUGGCCACACGCCUCACUAUGACCACACGCCUCAACAUGACCGCACGCCUCACUGUGACCGCACGCCUCACUAUGGCCACACGCCUCACUAUGACCACACGCCUCAACAUGACCGCACGCCUCACUAUGACCACACGCCUCAACAUGACCGCACGCCUCACUAUGACCACACGCCUCACUGUGACCGCACGCCUCACUAUGGCCACACGCCUCAGCAUGACCACACUCCUCACUAUGACCACACGCCUCACCACACGCCUCACUAUGGCCACACGCCUCACUAUGACCACACGCCUCAACAUGACCACACUCCUCACUAUGGCCACACGCCUCACUAUGACCACACGCCUCACUAUGGCCACACGCCUCACUAUGACCACACGCCUCACCACACGCCUCACUAUGGCCACACGCCUCACUAUGACCACACGCCUCAGCAUGACCACACUCCUCACUAUGACCACACGCCUCACCACACGCCUCACUAUGACCACACGCCUCAACAUGACCACACUCCUCACUAUGACCACACGCCUCACCACACGCCUCACUAUGACCACACGCCUCAACAUGACCACACUCCUCACUAUGACCACACGCCUCACCACACGCCUCAAUAUGACCACACGCCUCAACAUGACCACAUGCCUCAAUAUGACCGCACGCCUCAACAUGACCACACGCCUCAAUAUGACCGCACGCCUCAACAUGACCACACGCCUCAAUAUGACCGCACGCCUCAACAUGACCACAUGCCUCACUAUGACCGCACGCCUCAACAUGACCACACGCCUCAAUAUGACCACACGCCUCAACAUGACCACACGCCUCAACAUGACCACACGCCUCACUAUGACCACACGCCUCAACAUGACCACACGCCUCAACAUGACCACACGCCUCACUAUAACCAGCUUUUUAGAAUUAGCAAUUCAUUUGUUUUGCGCGUGGUCAUAGUGAGGCGUGUGGUCAUAGUGGGGCGUGUGGUCAUAUUGAGGCGUGUGGUCAUAGUGGGGCGUGUGGUCAUAUUGAGGCGUGUGGUCAUAUUGAUGCGUGUGGUCAUAGUGAGGCGUGUGGUCAUAUUGAGGCGUGUGGUCAUAGUGAGGCGUGUGGUCAUAUUGAGGCGUGUGGUGUCUGUUCAUAUUGAGGCGUGUGGUCAUAUUGAGGCGUGUGGUCAUAGUGAGGCGUGA